AUGUUGAAAAACGUGUGUGUUUUGUCAUAUCUUGUCCUUCAAAGCAUAAUUGAAAGAGCCGCUGGCGUAAUUUACACAUACGAAGAUGUUGAACUAAGACGAAUUUUUCCAAGAGAAUUCCCCCAGGAUACAGUACGGCGAAGUGGUUCAUUGGAUCCAGAACAUUUAGGGCGAUAUAACGAACUGAAAAGGUAUUUUAAGUAUCCAAAAGCCCAACUGAACAGCCACUUUGAAGAGUUGGAAUGCUAUGAAGAUGGUCAAAAAAAGCUUUGUAAAAUAGAUUUGGACCGGCACUCGCCGGAUGAAGACAACUACUAUAUGACUUCAAAACAGGAGAGCCACGUCGACCGCCGUAGAGUCUACUGCUUCAUGCUGCUUUGCUUCACGGAAGAUGAGCUUGACAGGGUCGUUGCUUCGUUUUAA
Molecule: messenger RNA, 423 nt
Organism: Ostrinia furnacalis (Asian corn borer)
Lineage: Eukaryota; Metazoa; Arthropoda; Insecta; Lepidoptera; Crambidae
Exons: 5
Coding region: 1-423 (140 amino acids)
Source: RefSeq, a predicted model, not a curated record